AUGGCAGAUAUCAAGCGCCCGGUGGGCCUUCUGUUUGAUAUUGGAGGAGUGUGUGUUGUCUCACCGAUGCAGGCCAUUCUUGACUACGAAAUCGCCCAGAACAUCCCACCAGGAUGGGUUAAUUUCAGUAUCUCUCGAACGUCGCCGAACGGAAGUUGGCACAGGCUCGAGCGAGGUGACAUUAAGAUGGAUGCCGACUUCUUCACGGGGUUCAAUGCAGACCUACGGAGACCCGACCUCUGGAAACAAUUCCAUCAACAACUCCAGAAGAAACAACGUACAAGUGAUUCGGCCAUCCCUCCAUUGCCGACAGUGGAUGCAGAGUGGCUUUUCUGGGAGAUGAUGCGCAUAUCACGCUCACCGGACCAGUAUAUGUACCCCGCUCUGAAGAAGUUAAGACAGUCAGGACAGUUCCUGAUGGGCGCUCUAUCCAACACGGUCAUAUUCCCCGAUGGACAUGAAUACAACAAUCCAUCCGACGUGAAAGAGCAAUUCGAUUUCUUCAUUUCGUCGGCACAUACAGGCCUUCGCAAACCCGAUCCUCAGAUCUACCAGGUGGCAUUACAGGAGAUGGACACUUUGGCCAAGAAGCGGGGACUACUCGGAGUCAACCCCGAUGAUGUUGUAUUCUUUGAUGAUAUCGGCGAGAACUUGAAGGGAGCAAAGAAAUCCGGCAUGCGUACAGUCAAAGUUACUCUUGGAAAGACCCAAGAUGCGGUCAGAGAGUUGGAAAAGCUCACUGGCCUUCAGUUGCUUGACGAUGGCAAAGCACGAUUGUGA
Molecule: messenger RNA, 780 nt
Organism: Penicillium paradoxum
Lineage: Eukaryota; Fungi; Ascomycota; Eurotiomycetes; Eurotiales; Aspergillaceae
Product: HAD family hydrolase
Exons: 2
Coding region: 1-780 (259 amino acids)
Source: RefSeq, a predicted model, not a curated record